Messenger RNA from Ooceraea biroi (clonal raider ant), 2600 nucleotides. RefSeq names its product glucose dehydrogenase [FAD, quinone]. Lineage: Eukaryota; Metazoa; Arthropoda; Insecta; Hymenoptera; Formicidae. Gene Ontology annotation, molecular function: flavin adenine dinucleotide binding; oxidoreductase activity, acting on CH-OH group of donors. The record is from RefSeq and is a predicted model, not a curated record.
AACAAAUGGCUCCUCUAAGGUAUAUUACACAUAUAGCACUUCCGUUCGAAGUGGAACAGUUUCUCCUUGUGGUAUUAUGGUUUCUCAUCGUGCAUUUGCGUUCUGAUAUCGUUGAUGAAGCGAAUCGUGUACAAUCGGUGCCGACACGGAAGCUGCUGACAGAGUAUGAUUAUAUCGUAAUCGGUGGAGGAUCAGCUGGCUCGGUGAUAGCUAACCGAUUGUCAGAAGAUGAAAAUUGCAACGUGCUUCUGCUCGAAGCUGGCGUCGACGAAAUAGUUUUAUCUGAUGUGCCCAUAAUCUUUCCAUUUCUUCAACGGACGUUUCUGGAUUGGUCGUUUAAAACGGAGCCGUCAUCGAAUUAUUGCUUGGCGAUGCAAAAUCAUCAAUGCACAUGGCCACGUGGCAAGGUACUAGGAGGUAGUAGCGUGCUAAACGCAAUGUUUUAUGUCCGUGGUAAUAAGAGAGAUUACGAUUCUUGGGCUGCUCUUGGUAACGCGGGGUGGGAUUACGAGAGUGUCCUGCCGUACUUUAAAAAAUCCGAAGAUGCCAGAGCCGAGGAACUGACCAACUCGUCUUAUCACCAGAAGGGCGGAUACCUGACAGUGGAACGCUUCAAAUACGAUCCACCGAUCGUCGAUUAUAUCGUUCGUUCUGGUGAGGAACUGGGAUACAAGAUGCACGAUAUAAACGGCGAAAAUCAGACUGGCUUCACGUAUUCUUACGGCACGUUACGGGAUGGACUACGAUGCAGCACUGCCAAAGCUUUCCUUCGACCCGCCUCGCAAAGGAAGAAUCUGCAUGUCAGCUUGGAAUCGUUCGUAGAAAAAAUACUAGUUAAAGAAGACAAUACAUUGAAAGUGGCAUAUGGAGUAUCGUUUCGCAAGAAUAAGAAACAUUUCAUAAUUCGAGCAAGACGCGAAGUGAUCCUUUCCGCAGGUGCGAUACAAUCGCCGCAAUUACUGAUGCUGUCGGGAAUCGGACCAAAAGAUCAUCUUGAAGAGAAGAAGAUACCUGUGGUGCACCACGUACCCGGUGUAGGACAAAAUCUUCAAGAUCACGUGGGAAUAGGCGGAUUGACCUUUCUUAUCGAGCCUCCCCCUGACAUUCCAGAGUCGGAUAAUUUCACGUUGAGGCUGUUGAAAUCAGUAAAGCUUGAAAGCCUUCUGGAAAUGAUAUGGAACAGUACUGGACCGUUAUAUGCAGCACCGACAAGCGCAGGGAUGGCGUUUAUCAACACCAAAUAUGCCGACGACACGAUUGAUUACCCGGAUAUACAGCUGAUCUUUAGCGCUUCAGAUCGAGGAAUGACAAAUUCGUAUCUCAAUGAUAUCAAUUUAAGUAUCAAUGCUGCCUUAUAUGAAAAUAUCACGGAAAAUUUUCAAGUGAUGGACGUUCUUCCAAUUCUUAUGAGACCACGUAGCAGAGGCUUUAUCAAACUCAAAUUAAUCGACCCGUAUAAAGCUCCCGCCAUCGUUCCAAAUUAUUUUGAGGACUCUCGUGACCUCCAAAUUUUGAUAGAGAGCGUGAAAUUUAUCGAGAGAUUACUGCACACUGUUCUCCUGCAGAGAUUAAACGCCCGUAUGAAUCCGAACAAAAUACCAAGCUGUGCACAGUUCGACAGUUCGUCGGAUCAGUAUUGGGCUUGUCAUUUACGUCAUCACACCUUGUCGAUUUUCCACCCGGUUGGCACUUGUAAAAUGGGCCCUGCCAGUGAUCCCAGUGCGGUUGUUGACGCUCGAUUGCGAAUACACGGGAUCACGGGUCUGCGAGUAAUCGACGCAUCGAUAAUGCCGCACGUAAUCUCGGGCAAUACGAAUGCUCCGACAAUUAUGAUAGCAGAAAAAGGCGCAGACAUGAUAAAAGAAGAUUGGAAGACAAAUUUAUCUGUCUACGGAAUGUCAGGGGGCUAUACAUCGAUCAAUCCGCCUACACUCACGUGAUCUUGAAGAUUCUGCAAUGCACGUGUACUUGAGAUCUUUGUCUCUUCCAGAUUAUCUUCGACUCGAUCUCUAAUCAGUAUUUAUGUAAUAAUAAUCCGUAUAUGUAAGACUCUUCGUUAUUCUCGUUAAAGUUUAUUCAACUUCCAGGAACGAUUCCAAGCUGCCACGUAGAUUUCUUUUCUUCAAACUGGUUCGAAGAAAAACUUUGGCUGUGCUGCAUCGUAGUCCAUCCCGUAACGUGCCGUAAGAAUACGUGAAGCCAGUCUGAUUUUCGCCGUUUAUAUCGUGCAUCUUGUAUCCCAGUUUCUCACCAGAACAAACGAUAUAAUCGACGAUCGAUGGAUCGUAUUUGAAGCGUUCCACUGUCAGGUAUCCGCCCUUCUGGUGAUAAGACGAGUUGGUCAACUGACUCGAGGAACUCUCAGCUCUGGCAUCUUCGGAUUUUUUAAAGUACGGCAGGACACUCUCGUAAUCCCAUCCCGCGUUACCCACAUAAGAGCAGUCCAAGAAUUGUAAUCUCUUUUAUUACCACGGACAUAAAACAUUGCAUUUAGCACGCUGCUACCUCCUAGUACCUGAAGUAUCAAUCAUCAUUAUCACCAUCAAGCUCUAUGUACUGUUUUAUUAUAUCGUUCAGAAUAAAGAGAGCACUUGUUCCGA